AUGGUGUUCCUAGUUGCAAAGAGCAGCAGAAACAGAUUCAGUCCACGCAACCCAUUCACUGGUGCUGUCUACCUCACAAUCUUCUGUAUUAUGUUUGUCUUGUACAUGAUCUAUCCUUCAAACUUGAUAACUCAACGUGUUGAGUCGUUACAUCUGCACGUCAACCAUGCCGGCAACAUAUCCCAGCGGCCAUCACUCGACUGUUUCCUCGAUCAGAAUCGUCUCCAAUCCUUGCAGCAGCUUUACAAACUGGGAGAUAAUAUCGAGUACGCCCGCCGAUACGUCCGUUUUCAUCGCCAGAAUAUCCCGCGGACAGUGGUCACAAUAAUCAACAAUGAGCUGUUCCCUAAGGGAUUCGAUGAGGUCGAUAUCCGUAAUCCUCCGCCUGCCACAAUAUGUCUGCAGCCGCUCGACGUGCUUGUCCCACAGUCUCGCGGCCCACACAGCGUCGAUGCAUCGGAUCUCCUUUUCGGCAUCUCAACGACAUACAAACGGUUGAUGGACCCGAAGGCGAGCCCGGUCAAGCAGUGGGCGCACUGGUUGACUGAUGGGCAGGAGAAGUCUAAUGGCGCUGGGCUGAUUCUCCGUCUUGUGGAUGCAUCUACCGAGGAAAUUGAGGAGGUUAAAGAUAACAUGAAGUCGAUAGGCAUCGAUAUCAAAGUUUCCGCAGCAGACAGCUCCGUCGAGAUGGCAAAACGAUAUCUUGCCCUUUUGCCAGCCCUAUAUAACGAAACCUCGCGGAGACACCGCAGAUAUCUUGCUAUGUGUGACGACGAUACCUUCUUUCCUUCCAUGGGCUCUCUCCUCGAACGACUCUCGGAGUUCGAUCACACGAGCGACCUGUACCUGGGCACGCUCUCUGAAGAUGUAAACAAUAUACAGCGCCAUGGAUCUCAGGCGUUUGGCGGUGCGGGUGUUUUCUUCUCUGUGCCUCUCGCGGCAAAGGUUGCCGAUGCUUACGAAAACUGCAGUACCGCAGAAAAGAUCAAGCAGGCAAACACCGGAUGGGGCCCUCAAGGGGAUAUUUUGCUUAGGCAAUGCAUCUAUGAACAUACCGAGGCGACUCUCACCCUGAUCCGGGAUCUCCACCAGCUGGAUAUUAUGGGUGAUCCAGCGGGGUUCUAUGAGGCUGGCCUCGCCCCGCUAUCACUACAUCACUUCAAAGGAGGGAUGUGGCAUGAAGCCCAUCCAUUAGAAGGAGCACAGAUCAUCCAUACAUGCGGCGAAGCUUGCUUCUUGCAGCGGUUUCAAACGAGCGACAACUUUAUUGUCUCCAACGGCUUCUCAGUAGCAUAUUACCCGAAAGGCAUCGAUUUCAAUCUUCACCAAGUCGAAAGAACGUUUACUGCUGCUCCACAGGACUAUGGGUGGAAUCUGGACUUUAUGAUGGGGCCGCAAAGGAUGAGCCUGGUUCGCACAGGUCGAAAAGUUGCGUGGGAGCUGAAAGAGUCGGAAAUACUGGAUGAUAGGGCCGUACGACAAACCUACAUUCGAAUGGCAGAUGAUCAACGAUGGACGUACGGGGCAGAGGGGAACAAGAUGUUUGAGAAAGAUGGGGUUUUAGAGUUGAUCUGGAUCUCGUCUUGA
Venustampulla echinocandica is the source of this 1587-nucleotide messenger RNA. RefSeq lists its product as uncharacterized. Gene Ontology annotation, molecular function: acetylglucosaminyltransferase activity. The record is from RefSeq and is a predicted model, not a curated record. Gene Ontology annotation, cellular component: membrane. The transcript has a single exon. Lineage: Eukaryota; Fungi; Ascomycota; Leotiomycetes; Helotiales; Pleuroascaceae. Bases 1 to 1587 code for a protein of 528 amino acids.